Halteromyces radiatus is the source of this 1634-nucleotide messenger RNA. Its product is annotated as kinase-like domain-containing protein. NCBI's taxonomy places the organism in Eukaryota, Fungi, Mucoromycota, Mucoromycetes, Mucorales, Cunninghamellaceae. Gene Ontology annotation, biological process: protein phosphorylation. The record is from RefSeq and is a predicted model, not a curated record. Gene Ontology annotation, cellular component: plasma membrane; cytoplasm; nucleus. Gene Ontology annotation, molecular function: protein serine/threonine kinase activity; ATP binding. The transcript has 9 exons. Bases 1 to 1500 code for a protein of 499 amino acids.
AUGGAUUCAAAAGUAAAAGUACCUCCACCGUCUUAUCAUUCACCUGAUCGAUUCUCUAAAUGUAAAGCCUUCUUUACUGGAUCAGCAACUACUAGUUUAUUCUCAGUAUCCAACGACUUUUCCUCACUUUCACAUCAAAAAGGAUUCAAAAGUAACUCUUGGUUCUCUUCAACCCAUUCAAAAGAUGAUUCUACUAAAAUAAUACGACGUAUAGCUUCUACUCCCAACGAUAAACUUUUGAAUAUGACUAGACAACAACCCAUUGUUCAUUCUUUAUCUUCUCAACGUUUCCGAAGCUGCAGACGUACUUAUAGUAGUAGUAGUGUCAAGGUUAAGUCUGUCCAAGUUGGACCAUCUAGUUUUACAAAGGUAAGAAUGUUAGGAAAAGGUGAUGUUGGCAAGGUUUAUAUGGUCAAACAAAAAGAUACUGGUAAACUUUAUGCUAUGAAAGUACUUUCCAAACGGGAAAUGGUGAAACGAAAUAAAAUCAAACGUGCUUUGGCUGAACAAGAAAUUCUUACUACAUCCAAUCAUCCAUUUAUUGUCACUUUAUAUCAUUCUUUUCAAAGUCAAGAUUAUCUUUAUUUUGUAAUGGAAUAUUGUACUGGUGGUGAAUUCUUCCGAGCCUUACAACUACGCCCUGGAAAAUGUUUGAAUGAAGAAGGAGCAAAAUUUUAUGCUGCUGAGGUUACCGCUGCAUUGGAAUAUCUACAUUUACAUGGAUUUAUUUAUCGUGAUCUCAAACCUGAAAACAUAUUGCUUCAUCAAACUGGGCAUAUUAUGUUAACUGAUUUUGAUCUUAGUAAAGGUUCAAGUCCUCCUGGUCAACCUGGAGUGGUCAAGUCUCAAUUACCUCACAUGCCUCCUUCCAUUGAUACGAAAAGUUGUGUACAUCAUUUACGUACAAAUAGUUUUGUUGGUACUGAAGAAUAUAUUGCCCCUGAAGUGAUCAAAGGUUGUGGACAUACUAGCGCUGUUGAUUGGUGGACACUUGGUAUUUUGAUCUAUGAAAUGUUGUAUGGUAUUACUCCUUUCAAAGGAUCAAAUCGAAAUGACACUUUUGCAAGUAUUAUGGAUCAUGAUAUCACGUUUACUGAACAACCAAUACCCUAUUUAUCUACUCUCUCAACACAUUGUCGUCACCUAAUACGAAUGUUAUUACAAAAAGAUGAACAGAAAAGACUUGGAUCAAGAGCAGGUGCUUCGGAUAUCAAAUCUCAUCCUUUUUUCAAAUCUAUCAAUUUUGCCUUACUUCGACAUUUGGAACCACCUAUUUUACCUUUGAUUCAAAGUCCUGAUGGGAUCGACGCUUUAAACUUUCGGAAAAUGGCUGCUGAAAGUAUCAGUUUAGACUUAGAUUUGGAUCACGUUUUGGUCAAUGUUACUUUAUCAUCAUCUACUCAAGAUAAUACUAAAAUUCAAUCUUAUCAUCAUAAUCCUUUUGAAAACUUUAGUUCUAUUACUCUUCAUCAUGAUGGUGAUUCAGAUUCUGAUACAUAGUUUUAUUAUUACCUAUUUUUAUGAUUCCCUUUCUUUUUAUCAUUAUAUCUAUUUCCAUUUACAUACUUCUUAGGCAUAUUUCAAUUCAUCAUUCUCUUUUAAUAAUAAAUGAAUUCCUUUUUUUUUUAUUGUCU